Molecule: messenger RNA, 337 nt
Organism: Perkinsus marinus ATCC 50983
Lineage: Eukaryota; Perkinsozoa; Perkinsida; Perkinsidae
Exons: 2
Source: RefSeq, a predicted model, not a curated record
AUGUCGAUCCUCACUGAGUUCACUGUUGAUGGUGGUAACAACGUGAGUGUAGAGGAGGUCAGUGGAGCCUUGGCCCGGAGGAGGAGGAAGGCCGAGGCGGACGUCGAGGAGCGCAUCAGGAGCAGUAGGGAGAAGAUGGCUGCUGGCAAGGAAAGGGACAUCGCCUCUCCGCAGAAGAGGCGGCGGGAGCAUCGCAGGGCUGUGGAGGAGAGGAAGAGGAGACGUCGGGAGGCUAAGGACUCCUUCAAGACCUCCUUGGAGAGAUUCAGUGAAGGGCUGAUGGACUCCCGAGGGUCCAGUGGGUCUAGUACGGACUCCCUCUCGAUCAUCAUCAGAG